Molecule: messenger RNA, 3791 nt
Organism: Paramisgurnus dabryanus
Lineage: Eukaryota; Metazoa; Chordata; Actinopteri; Cypriniformes; Cobitidae
Gene: lin54
Product: lin-54 DREAM MuvB core complex component
Biological process (GO): regulation of DNA-templated transcription
Cellular component (GO): nucleus
Source: RefSeq, a predicted model, not a curated record
UGUCUGAACUGAUGACGAGUUGAAAAUGGCGGAUCUUUCGAAAUCCAACCCCGGCCUGAAAUAGUCACGCAGCUUUAAAGUCACUAACACAGGACUUAAACAAUCACCAAAUAUCCCGUCUGUAUAUAUUUGUUAUAUAGUGUGACUUUUAAAUAGUUAUUUUCCAUGGCAACCAAAUAUAAAGGGAACCGGGCGCGUCGAAAAUCAACAAACUCGACUCGAUCUGGAAACUGACAGACUCGGACUGCCCUGUUCGGUGUUCACAGUAUUAACUAUUGAGUGUUUUCAGUAACUCUUCAAGAUGGAUGUGGUAUCACCUGAGCUCAACAGCCUCCUCCCUGAUGAGAUUAUGGAUACUGAAGCUAUUACAGUGGAAGAGGAACUCCCUGCCGAGCAUCUUGCUCCUCCUUCCCGGCCUGAAUCGGAGCCGGCUCAGGUUCCUAUGGAAACAGAGGUUCCUGAAAUCGUCAGCCUGUGUCCGACCACGUCAGCUAUGCAGAUCACCUCGACCUCCAGCGACGCUCAGUGUAGCACCAGCUCGGGAACGCAACUCCUCCUAACUCACUCUGGCAUUGUGGCUGGCACCACCGCCCCUGCCAAAACCACCAGCCCUGCUGUGACUCAAAGCCUCUCCAAAAUCUCCAGCAUCACCGUCCCGGCCAACCACCAGGUCAUCUUUAACAAAGUGGCCACCUCACCGUCUGCCGACGGCAAGACUGCUGUGCUCAAGUCGGAGGGUCAGAAACUUUUGGUUGCGGGCCUAAGUAAAACAGGGCAGCCUAUAAUGUUGGCUCUGCCCCAUACUUGGAACAAACCUGCCACGACAGGAGCCGGAGAUGCCAAGGUCCAGCAGACUCAGAUCAAAAUGGUGACCACAGUAGGAAAGCCUGUAAUAGCCGUGAGCUCGGCCAGUCAACUGCUGGGUACAUCCGCACCACUGCAAGCCCAGCAGCUGAAGACCCUUCAGAUCACAAAGAAGCCUUCGGUGUCUACAGCUGGACCAAUGAUAACAAAGCUCAUCAUUACAAAGGCUUUGAACAAUAAAGGAAUGACCAGCCCAGGAUCAGCAACACCUAUAGUGACUGGACGAGUUGUUACCCAGAGCACCCCACUGACACCUCCACGUGCCAUUGGUGAGACCGUCAGCACUGUGUCGCAGAAUGCAUCUGGCAACAGCAAAGUGGCCAUCUCACCUCUUAAGUCUCCUAGCAAGCUGACCGUUGUUUCAGUGGCCAGUCAGUCUCCAAACUCACCCCAGAAAUCAGUGACGCUACCGCUCAAUAUGGCUCUGGGCCAGCAGAUCCUCACUGUCCAACAGUCUGCUGUCACCUCGCCAGCCAAAACAGGAACCAGCCAAUCCACUGCACAGGCUGUAAAGCCAAUGCAGGGGGUUACUGUAGCCGGCACAUCCCAGUUUAAGACCAUCAUUCCCCUCACCACACCGCCCAAUGUACAACAGAUUCAGGUUCCUGGCAGCCGCUUUCAUUAUGUGCGACUGGUAACGGCCACAACCGGCAACAGCACUUUGCAGACGGUUGCCAGCACCAACACAAACCCUUCUAUCCAAUCAGCCAAGCCUGUGAUGAUGAACGCUGCCGUACGGAUGUCCGUACCCAUCGUCCCAGCACAGACUGUUAAACAGGUAGUACCCAAGCCCUUGACGUCGUCAGCUCAGGUGGUGACCACCAGUCAGACCCCUCAGCGCCUCAUCAUGCCAGCGACACAUCUUCCUCAGAUUCAGCCCAACCUGACCAGCCUGCCCCCGGGAACUGUGCUCACCCCUGCCCACGGCUCCGGAAACAUGGGAUAUGCGGUGUUGCCGGCCCCGUACGUCACGCAGAUUCCCCAGCCUACAUUCGUCACUUUAUCCAGCAGCUCCACCUUCUCGACAAAUACACCCAUACAGACACAAGCCAGACUUUCUGUCAACGGUCUUACAACAUCAGAUGCAACAUCCAGGCCCAGAAAACCCUGUAACUGCACACGGUCACAGUGUCUGAAAUUGUAUUGUGAUUGCUUUGCCAAUGGGGAGUUCUGUAAUAACUGCAACUGUGUCAAUUGCUUCAACAACCUCGGUCACGAGAGCGAUAGACUAAAGGCAAUCAAGGCUUGUUUAGACCGAAACCCAGUGGCCUUCAAGCCCAAGAUUGGCAAAGGCAAAGAAGGCGAGUCGGACAGGAGACACAGCAAAGGCUGCAACUGCAAAAAAUCCGGAUGUCUGAAGAACUACUGCGAGUGUUACGAGGCCAAGAUUAUGUGUUCGUCCAUUUGCAAAUGCAUGGGCUGCAAGAACUUCGAGGAGAGUCCAGAGAGGAAGACGCUGAUGCACCUGGCGGACGCCGCAGAGGUGCGAGUCCAGCAGCAAACCGCGGCCAAAACCAAACUGUCCUCGCAGAUCUCAGAUCUGCUCACCAGAACAACACCAGCCAUCACCAGUGGAGGCGGAAAGUUGCCGUACACAUUCGUCACCAAGGAAGUGGCCGAGGCGACGUGUGACUGUUUGCUGGAGCAGGCCGAACAGGCGGAGCUCAACAACCAAUCUCAGGCCAUGGCCGAACGUCUUGUCCUGGAGGAGUUUGGGCGGUGCCUAAAGAGAAUCAUCAGUUUCGCAGGCAAAGCCAAGACUGACUGCACCAUUAACUGUUAGAUCCGAGCCGUGACUGAUAACCCUACCUGUUGGGUGUAAUGCAAAUGGCUUGGGCCUAGGCACUGAAUCCAAGCACCAGUAGUUUGCUUUGACUUAUGGGUCGGCAAAGGGAAUUUUCACUCGGCCCACUUAUGGAUACAAGGGGCUAUCCAAUAAAGAGCGAAAAACCAGAACUUCCCAUUGGCGCCUCUGGUUAUGUUGACUGUUGUGGACACAUGCUACUUUCAGAAGGAGGACUGCACUACCCAACUGCAGCCCCUGCGAGUGGGCUGGCGCUGUUUGCUUUCAUGGAAGGGGUUUUAUUCUAGAAUAAUCUAUACAGUUUUAAAGUAGAGUUUUUCCCACUUUUAAAAAUGCAAAAUCAUGGCAUUUGUUUGUCUUUUAAAACCGGAUCCUCGCAAACCUUGUUUUCUUGUUGAUAACCAGCUCAGAACAUCAAACAGACUUUUCUGCGCAUGUAUUUAGCUCAUCAUGACUUGUAUACAGUAAGUAGCCUAUACUGUAGCUUUAUUAUAUUUAUCUGCUUGCAGAUUUUGUUCUUGGCCUCCUACCUAAAGACAUGAUUUGUUAUAACUUGUUCUGUUUUAGUUUGCAAGUAUGCAGACGUUCACAAUUCUGGGGCAUUUUGUGUGUGGUUGUAGUCUCAUGGCAGACAGUGAAAGAAACACACGUAUGUAUAUCAGAGCAUGACAUUUCUUACAGCAUUACCGCUAUCCUGUACUCAAAAAGUGCUUGGAGCCAUUGUAUUUAAAGGAGAGAAGUUCCUUUACGAUCUUAUUGAAUUGGACGCUUUAUCAGUUAAAGCAUACAGCUAAAUAAGCUUUGUAAUAAUCAGUCUUAAGGCUUGUUGUUGGAAUAUGCUCCUUUUAACAUUUUCAUCUUUUCCAUCAUCGAUUCUUUGUCCACAGAUAAAAUAAGAGACUGUGAUUGUGGAAGUUCUCUGUGGUUGGUUGGUUUUAAGGUUAUGCUUUUUUCAAGAUCCAAACAAUGAGUUUUACAAGAACUGUCUGAGCUUAUGAAAGUAAUUAAAAAAGGUAGAAGAGAAUUUAUGUCAAAAAAGUCUUGAUACAGUGGGCGAAGACAAGAACUAAUGAAUUGCAUAUUUUAAAAUACCCUGAUGAAUAAAACAACUAUUGAUUGUGAA